Molecule: messenger RNA, 1641 nt
Organism: Solanum pennellii
Lineage: Eukaryota; Viridiplantae; Streptophyta; Magnoliopsida; Solanales; Solanaceae
Product: UDP-arabinose 4-epimerase 1-like
Exons: 10
Coding region: 89-1339 (416 amino acids)
Biological process (GO): beta-D-galactose catabolic process via UDP-galactose, Leloir pathway
Cellular component (GO): cytosol
Molecular function (GO): UDP-glucose 4-epimerase activity
Source: RefSeq, a predicted model, not a curated record
CUGACUAGUCCAAGUUUCAGUUUUUAGUGAUCAUAACCAGGACAGACACUUGAUUUUUUCCAAUACAAAUAUUUAUUUGCUUUCUGUAAUGCUAAAUUUGGUGAGAACAAGAACUCAGCUCAGGUCUAAUAGAUCUAUGCCUUUAGUAGGCAUGGAUUAUGCAGAUCCAAAGAAGAAAAACAACUUUGUGGGUAAAAUUCUUAUGGCUGCUAUAUUGACUGCACUAUGCAUUCUUAUGCUCAAACACUCCCCUGAUUUUAAUCCCCCAACUGCAUUCUCUCGUCGUGAACCAGGUGUCACUCAUGUGUUAGUCACUGGAGGUGCUGGAUAUAUUGGAUCACAUGCAGCAUUACGUCUUCUAAAAGAUUCUUACCGAGUGACCAUAGUGGACAACCUUUCACGAGGAAAUUUAGGUGCUGUAAUGAUUCUACAGGAAUUAUUUCCUGAACCUGGCAGGUUUCAGUUCAUAUAUGCUGAUUUGGGGGAUGCCAAAGUGGUGCACAAGAUAUUCUCCCAAAACGCAUUUGAUGCGGUCAUGCAUUUUGCAGCUGUAGCAUAUGUUGGCGAGAGCACCCUUGAUCCUUUAAAAUAUUAUCACAACAUUACAUCAAACACCCUCACUGUACUAGAAGCAAUGGCAACUCGUGGAGUCCCAACUUUAAUUUACUCUAGUACAUGUGCAACGUAUGGAGAGCCUGAAGAGAUGCCGAUUACAGAAGAAACUCCACAGCUGCCUAUUAAUCCAUAUGGAAAAGCAAAGAAAAUGGCGGAGGAUAUCAUCCUAGAUUUUCACAAGAACUCAAACAUGUCUGUCAUGAUUUUGAGAUACUUCAAUGUCAUUGGUUCUGAUCCAAAUGGAAGACUAGGAGAAGCUCCACGACCUGAACUACGGGAACAUGGCCGGAUAUCUGGUGCUUGUUUUGAUGCAGCUCGUGGAAUCAUACCUGGGCUUAAGGUAAGAGGAACAGACUAUAAGACAGCAGACGGUACCUGCAUAAGGGAUUAUAUAGACGUGACCGAUCUGGUUGAUGCUCAUGUUAAAGCUCUUGAGAAGGCAAGGCCAGGGAAAGUUGGGAUCUACAAUGUUGGAACAGGAAGAGGUAGAUCAGUGAAAGAAUUUGUGGAGGCUUGUAAGGUAGCAACUGGAGUACCUAUCAAAGUUGAAUUCCUUCCCCGUAGGCCUGGUGAUUAUGCAGAAGUUUACAGCGAUCCAACUAAGAUUAGGAAUGAACUGAACUGGACAGCCAAAUACACUGAUCUUCAACAGAGUUUGCAGAUUGCAUGGAGAUGGCAGAAGUCACAUCUUAAUGGUUAUAGUUUAUCCGUGGCAACAUCCUGAUGACGCCUCUAUCAACUUAUCGUUGUUUAAGACUUGACUUGAACCUGGUGUCACAGCUGAACUUAACGUCGAAUUAUUAGUAUCCAUAAAGUACAAUUUUCAAGGCCAAGGGGGGAAUGAUGUGUAUUGUGACAAUAGGCAGCAGUUUAUUUACCCAUUUGUUAUGUGUAUUUAGUGAAAGGGAUAUUUCAAAUCAAUAAUAGUUCCCAUUCAGGUAUAGCUUCUAUCUGUUUUACUUCCUUUUUUGUGUACAUCCUGUUAUUGUAUUCUUUGACUUUAAGGCAUAGUUGAUUGAUUGAUUA